CUUCUUACUCUGGGUCACAAGAUUCCUGCGUCUAUAUAAGCUCGAGACUUCGAUUGCUUCGUGCCAUUCCACAACGCAACGCUGACCAACAUGAUCCUUCGAGUGCUUGCGGCGAGCGCGCUUCUGGUCGUCUGUGCGGCACAGGGAUGCGUCAAGCCCGACUUUGUGUGCGAGAACUGGUCCCCUCCUGGAAACACUACGUUCGCCCAAACCUGCCCAGAUGACUGCAGUACCAAGGACAAUCCUUCUGCCACCUGCUACAUCCAGAACGAGUGUGACUGCACAUCCUACUUUACUUGCCAGGAUAAUUUGUAUACCCUAAAAUGCUGCGGAAGAGGCUUGUAUUGGGACAUGGAGACUCACACAUGCGACGAUUUGGAACAUGCAAACUGCGACGGCCGUCCAUACGAGACGUUGCCACCCAUCACCACCACCACAGUGGAUCCUAUUACCACAAAAACAAGCACAACUGUUAUAACUGAUAAACCUGUUUCAACUGAUAAACCUGUUUCAACUGAUAAACCUGUUUCAACUGAUAAACCUGUUUCAACUGUUUCAACUGUUUCAACUGUUACUACGACCACGGUACCUCCAACUCCUCCGCCUGCCAUCGAGGAACAGUGCUCUUCUCUUAGCAUCGAUGAUGUGCUUAAUCUGCCCAGCGAAGCCGAUUGUCACAUGUAUUACCAGUGUUCCGUGGAUUCAAGCGGUACAUUGCACAUUGAUAUGAUGACUUGUCCCGGAGAGCAGGUGUUCUACCCUAUUGAAGAAAUGUGUGUCGACCCUUGGUACUACCCGUGUGACACUCCCUGAGGCUUCCAACUUAGUUUUUUAAAAAUGAAUGUCACAAUUUUCCUGCUGCGUAAUCUGUUCCUGUGACCCUUGUGUAAAGAAAAAAAUAAAGAUAAUACGAGA
This is a messenger RNA of Penaeus indicus, 915 nucleotides long. RefSeq lists its product as uncharacterized. Bases 91 to 813 code for a protein of 240 amino acids. The transcript has 4 exons. NCBI's taxonomy places the organism in Eukaryota, Metazoa, Arthropoda, Malacostraca, Decapoda, Penaeidae. Gene Ontology annotation, cellular component: extracellular region. The record is from RefSeq and is a predicted model, not a curated record. Gene Ontology annotation, molecular function: chitin binding.